GCAGAACUCACUUUUCUAUCUUUAUGUCUUUCAGUGAUCAAAAUAUAUAAAAAUAGCAAUAACUUAAUCCCAUUCCACAAAAUACCCAGAAGUUCUUAACCAGUAGCAAGAUUACUUUUUGGCGUGAAUACAAACAGGCGUAGGCUUUCAAUACCAGCCUCGUUCUGGCGUGCAUCCCAGUUUACCACCCGUUAAAGUGUGUUAUGGAUAAUUGCAGUGUAACUUUGAUGGCCAUUUAUGUUAAGGCUGAAACACACUUUACAUAAUGGAAGGUCGGUACGUUGGCUUUGAUAUCGGUGUUCUUCUGCAAGGCUGUGUUGUUAGCGAAUUUGGCUUUAAUACAAAGUCAAAGUCCUCCAGCAGAAAUCGGCUAACGUUUGUUAAUCAAUAAACGUUUGAUAAUCAAUUUCAAAUGCUGCCUGUAUGUACGUAGGGUAAUGAAGUUUAGUUAACAUUAUGCGACGAGAUGACUGAGCAAAACAAGGUUUAAAUUGGCUAAAUAUUCCACGCCUGUUGGGCAAACCUGUAAAACCUAAAUCUGUUCAGGAUUGUACAUGUUGGUCUCAGUUCUAACUGUGAGAUCAGUGAUAGAUAGUGAAAUACUGACUGGUUUGUUUAAGGGGGCGUUGCAUUGAAGUUUUAAAGUUUUAGAAUUUCGAAGCAGAUAUUUGACUCCAGUCUGAACUGGUCAGGGAACACUACCAUGCAAAGUCUAAGUUUUAUCUCUAGGCAAACAAAAAUAAAGUAGGUCUACUGGUCCUCUGGACUGUCAACGUGGUUCCCAACAUGAAGAAUUCUGUGUGAAUGAUGUGAAAGCUGUGUCUGCUGGAGCUGAGAGAGAGAGAAUUGAUCACUAGCAAUACGGAAAACUGAAAUACAAGAACACUCCAGAAAGACAGACCCAUAUAUGGAAGCCACGAUGAAGAAGGGCAAGAUUCUUUCUAGCCUUCCUGCCGAGAAGUAUGACUAUAAUCUGCUCAUCUUUGGAGGAGAGUCAGGAGGCCUGACUCUGGCCAAGGAGGCAGCUGCUUUAGGUCAGAGGGUGCUCAUUCUAGACCCUCUGACUCCAUCUUCUAAAGGGAUCAAGUUCAAAGGUCCAAAUGUGAGUGGCUGUGAUGUGAGUGUCCUUAAGAAGUUGCUGCAUCAGGCUGCUCUACUGGGCCAGAGCCUAAAGGAUGCACCCACCUAUGGAUGGAAGCUCCAGCAGCCUGUGCCUCACAGCUGGAGUGAGUUGACAGAUGCCCUGCAGCAGAGAGUGAAGACCCUGAGCUUUGAGCUCAGACAGGAGCUGCGGAGUCGUAACAUCACUUACCUGCACACUCACGCAGAACUGCAGGACCCCCACACUGUACAGGCAACUGAUGCAAAAGGGGAGCAGACAAGCCACACUGCAGAAACCAUUGUGAUCGCCACGGGAGACAGGCCACACUACCCAGACAUCCCUGGAGCCAGAGAACAUUGCAUCACCUGCGAUGACCUGUUCUCUCUGCCGUACUCCCCGGGCCGGACCCUGGUGGUGGGGGGGACAGGAGAGGCGCUGGAGGCCGCCGGCUGGCUGUUGGGUUUGGGUCUGGACGUGAGCAUCAUGCAGCCCUCCUUCCCGCUGAAAGCCUACGACCAAAAGGUGGUCAAAAAGAUAGAGGACCACAUGUAUGUACAGGGGGUCGACUUCCUGCAUGGCUACAUGCUCACAAAGGUAGAGCAGAUUAAGGCAGGCAGUCCGGGGAAACUGAAGGUCACAGCUCUUUCUUCUGGAGGGGAUGAAGCAUAUGAAGACCAGUUCAACACGGUACUCCUGGCCAUAGGCAGGGAUGCCUGUACAAAUGACAUUGGCCUGGAGAAAGCUGGGGUGCAGCUCAACCAGAGAACAGGGAAGAUGGCUGUGAACACUGAGGACCAGACCGGUGUGGCACACAUCUAUGCCAUCGGAGCUGCAGAGCAGGGAAGACAGGCUCACUCAGGCCUCUCCAUGCAAGCGGGACGCCUGCUGGCUCAGAGGCUGUAUGGAGGCAAAGACACUAAGUGUGACUACUCCAGCGUCCCCACAAUGCUGUUCACACCCAUGGAGUACGCAGCCUGCGGCCUUACAGAGGAGACCGCUUGCCAGAAGUUUGGAGAUAGCAACAUAGAGGUCUUCCACAGUCACUACUGGCCACAGGAGUGGACUCUGCCCAGGAGGAACAAGAACUCCUGCUAUGCCAAAGUCAUCUGCCACAUCUCAGACAAUCAGCGUGUGUUAGGGGUCCAUGUCCUGGGCCCCAGCGCUGGUGAGAUCAUUCAUGGCUUCGCCACGGCCCUCAGGUGUGCCCUGACCAAAGAUCAGCUGGAUGCCACCGUAGGGCUCCACCCUAUGUGUGCAGAGGUCUUGACAAACCUGACACUCACCCAACGUGAGACUGAGGCCAUGCUGGUAAAGGGAAAUUGCUGAGGUUAAUGCCCUGCUGUCAUUCACGCGCAUCCAUGGCAACAUCAAACUGCCAUAUUUUCCAUCUCUAGUUUGGAGAUUUGUUCCCAUGGAUGCGGACAGCAGGGAAGUCCCAGGAUACAGGUCCUGGGUGUGGUGUGAUGGACAGCAAGGCAGUUCUAAAACUGACCAAUGACGUCCCAGCCUGGAGCCUGGGAACAGGUGGGCGGAGACUGAUGAACUGCUGCCAUCAAACUAAAGUCUUAAUUUUCUAUCACUCUUUUGAGUUUAGUCAUUGUGCUUUACCACAACCAAGAAUUGUCCCUGAUGGUGCAAUGAAGCAAAACUAUUAAAGAUAGGCAUUUCAUGAAUUUAAUCUUUUCAGUCUGAUUAAUUUGGUUUUCUGUUGCAAUGACUGACUUCCUGCUCUAGGGCGGUGAUUUGCAUUUAUUUGCAUUGCAGAUGAGAAGAAGUUCUAAUGCUCUUAUAGUGUGUGUUUCAGCUGGAGAAAAAUGAUAACUUCUGAAUUUGUGAGAGAACAAUACAAUUAUAUUCCAAAAGUUCAAAAUUAAUGUUGUAUUGAGUGUAUAACAGUUCUCGUGUGCUUAUUGAUUUGAAAUUUGAAAGCUUUUCCAGAGUUUUUAUAGUUCACAUGAUAGCCUAAUAACUGCACACCUAAUACUAUGUAGUAAGGACCUUGCAGCUGUGUAUAGCUAUGUAAACUUUCCAUGAGAAAUCCCUUAAUUGAAUCUCCUCUAUAAUGAUGUAUACCUUCAAGCCUACAAUAAAAUGAAUUGAUUGCAUUC
This is a messenger RNA of Clupea harengus (Atlantic herring), 3210 nucleotides long. RefSeq names its product thioredoxin reductase 1, cytoplasmic. The transcript is spliced from 15 exons. The record is from RefSeq and is a predicted model, not a curated record. Gene Ontology annotation, molecular function: flavin adenine dinucleotide binding; thioredoxin-disulfide reductase (NADPH) activity; glutathione-disulfide reductase (NADPH) activity. Gene Ontology annotation, biological process: cell redox homeostasis; cellular response to oxidative stress; glutathione metabolic process. Gene Ontology annotation, cellular component: mitochondrion; cytosol. Bases 908 to 2428 code for a protein of 506 amino acids. NCBI's taxonomy places the organism in Eukaryota, Metazoa, Chordata, Actinopteri, Clupeiformes, Clupeidae.